AGUAAAUGCGAGGCUUCCGUUCGGUGAGUGUAUAUUGCGAGAGAGUGCGUAGUAGGCGCACCGUAUACAGACAGUUCUUCGCACCUCGGCGACGAGGACGAAGACGACGUUGACUACGUCGCCGCGGUCGUUGUCACUGAACGGAUCAUCCCCGAGGCGUCGACCAUGCCGCUAAGUAUCGGCGUUAACCUGCGGGUGACCGGCCACUGUAAUCAGGGCGGUCGCAAAUACAUGGAGGACAUGUUCUGCGUGGCGUUCCAGCCGACACCGGACGACAAGGAUCUAGAAUACGCGUUCUUCGGGAUCUUUGACGGCCACGGGGGCGGGGAGGCCGCUACCUUCGCCAAGGAGCACCUGAUGGACAUCAUCGUGAAGCAGAAGAACUUCUGGAGCGACCGCGACGAGGAUGUGCUACGGGCGAUCAGGGACGGAUACAUGAACACGCAUUACGCGAUGUGGCGGGAGCUUGAUAAAUGGCCAAGAACCGCGUCCGGACUGCCAUCCACGGCUGGGACGACCGCCAGUAUCGCGUUCAUACGGAAGGGCAAGAUAUACAUAGGUCACGUGGGAGAUUCCGCUAUUAUCCUGGGCUAUCAGGAGGAAGGUGAUCCUCAAUGGAGGGCGAAAGCAUUGACAAAGGAUCACAAGCCCGAGAGCGGACCGGAGAUGACGCGUAUACAAGAAUCUGGUGGAAAAGUAGUUAGUAAAUCUGGUGUCCCGAGAGUUGUAUGGAAUCGACCUCGCAUCGGACACAAAGGGCCAGUUCGAAGAUCCACUCACAUGGACGAAAUUCCGUUUCUUGCAGUAGCCAGAUCUCUAGGUGAUUUAUGGAGUUACAAUUCCGAAUUAAACACUUUUGUUGUUUCCCCUGAGCCCGACGUGAAGGUUAUUCCAGUUGAUGUCAAAUCACACCGUUGUCUUAUUUUCGGUACAGACGGCCUAUGGAAUAUGUUAUCGCCGCGAGCUGCGGUAGCUAUUGUUCAAGCCACAGACAGGCACAAUGAAAAACAUUUGAUAGCUUCUCAGCAGACUGGUAAUGGACAGACUGAUUUACAAAUGUGGAUAAAUCCCUCGAAAAGUCUUGUGGAUCGUGCAUUGGAAAGGUGGUCAUCAACGAGAUUACGAGCAGAUAAUACUAGUGUUGUAACAUUAAUGUUGGAUCCAUCUGGACCAUGUCGCAGCGAAGUACUGUUCAAUCAGAAAAAGGAUCGCGUUAUACAUCAUGGAACAUACACACCAACUACAACAAAAGAGCCUGAAAAUGUUGAAGCAAUCAGUACAAGAAUUUCAUCACCGUGCAUGCCAAUAUCGCCACCGAGCGCUUCCACGGAUCUAGAUAUUGAUUCCAAACAACCGGACUCAUCGAAUGGAAACGAAGAGACUGUUGAUCAAACGUUAGAAUCGGCGACAGAUUCAUGUCUUGAAAAAUCAAUUUUAUCAGAAAUUGAUGCUUUUUCGGAACCACGAGAGACCGCGUUAGAUAAGAGUAUCGAGACUACCGAUGUCGGAGAGAGCAUUCAGGUCGAUGAAGUCUCCUCCAGUCAGAUGCUAGAAGAAUCCGGAGAACCAGAAAGUAAAAGAGCGAACGGGAGCAAUUUGGAAAAAUCAGAAAAUGUGGAGAAAGAAAAAAAGCAGGUAGCUGAACAGAAUGAGAGCGAGAAAAAUGAUAAUACGCAGAUUACGAUUCAAUCGAGUUUAAAAUUGAACAAAUUCACCGAGCCUAAAGAAAGCGCAACCGAUACAGGUAUGUCUAAUGUGACCCGACAAGCUACCUUUCCCGGUGCGAAGGGGGAGGAGUCGCUUCAACCCGUCCCCCUCGUAAGUAGAUUACGUCGAAGUGGUGGUAUUGUUCCUGUCAAGAGUAACAGUUUCGACAACGGCGAAGUGAAGAAUGGCAUUUUGAAUGGAUCUAGACAUAAGGAGCACCCUUUAUUUCCUGCCGGGUCGGACAUCAGAACGAUAAAACGCCGACAUAGUCUGAGUUCAUCUCAGAAUCAGAACACUUUUGCCGACGUCACGCCAGCUCCGGAUACAAAAACUUAUGUGAGUGUGAAGUCGCGGUACAACAGGGUAACUAAAUCGUCGAUCGCGGGAAACGUGACAGCAGAGGAGACGAUAAAGAGCACGUCAAAACGAACGAGUAGCAACUGCGCCGUAGGCGGCAAACGUAGGCAUAGCACGAUCACGCAAGCAUCAGUCUCAUCGGCUGGAGUUGAGAAUGCUUGCGUGCAACAAGAACCGUGUGCGAAGAGGAGAACGCGCUCCGAGGACCAUCGACAGAAUCCCACGGAUGAAAACGAUCCGGCCAAUCAAGCGAUGGAAAAUGCCAGUGGCCGAUUAAGUUGGCCCACGUCGGAUGGUCGACCAGAUUCAUCACUAAAUGGCGUUACCCUGACGACACUCUCUUCGUCAUCGAACACGUUCCAACGUAGAAGUUUAGGCAAAAAAGCUACGCCCGUUAAAGCCAUUAGGAGAUCGUCCAUUAACGGUUCAACACGACUGCAACAUCUAAGAGGUACUUUUGGCCUAAGGGAUUGGGACCAAGGAAGAAAUAAUCGAACAAACAAUUGUAAUAAUAGAAGGACGUUAAAUAGGACAACAGUAACGAUAAUUGGUCCUACAGAUACGACGAUACCACAACGAUGGUUAAGAUCAGAUACAAUGGCGGCAACACCUGUAAAAACAUUACGUUCGCGUAACGUAGACAUCACUGGACAUACAAUAUCUGCACAAUUAGUUCACCAAUAUGGAGUAGUGAAGCAAAAUCGAUUGCCUCUACCAAACAAGUUGAAGCAGCCCGCGAGCAGUGGAUCAUUGCAAUCGAGUAGAGUCAGGUCUUCCUCGUUGUCCGCCAGUAAACUUAAACAAGCAAACGGUAACAGUGGCAGCGUGAGUACUUGCGCGACCAUAACUCCCUCGACCACAGGUUCCACAUCUGGUAUAGCUAAGAAAGUUAAAUCACCGUAUAAUCCUAGUGCUCGAUCUCUGAGCACGCGAUCUCGAAUCAAACGUCUCGGAAAGUAAGAGGAUAAUCGACGACCCGUAAUUUGAGCAAAAUUCGUGCGUUUCUUAGGGUAUGACACUCUUACCCUUCUUUUACUAUCUGUAAAUUAUUUAGUUAUGGUAUGAAAACAAUUGUUACAUGCAUUUU
Pogonomyrmex barbatus (red harvester ant) is the source of this 3151-nucleotide messenger RNA. It is a transcript of the gene Pp2C1, whose product is annotated as protein phosphatase 2C. NCBI's taxonomy places the organism in Eukaryota, Metazoa, Arthropoda, Insecta, Hymenoptera, Formicidae. The record is from RefSeq and is a predicted model, not a curated record. Gene Ontology annotation, molecular function: cation binding; protein serine/threonine phosphatase activity. Gene Ontology annotation, biological process: protein dephosphorylation.